This is a messenger RNA of Talaromyces marneffei, 819 nucleotides long. RefSeq lists its product as uncharacterized. Bases 1 to 819 code for a protein of 272 amino acids. Gene Ontology annotation, biological process: double-strand break repair via break-induced replication; DNA replication. Lineage: Eukaryota; Fungi; Ascomycota; Eurotiomycetes; Eurotiales; Trichocomaceae. The transcript is spliced from 2 exons. The record is from RefSeq and is a predicted model, not a curated record. Gene Ontology annotation, cellular component: nucleus; GINS complex.
AUGGCCUUCCCCUUACAACGAGGCCUCACGCCUCCAGAAAUAGAGUUUCUUUCGGAAAUGGAAAUGGUCACAGUCGUACCUCGACAACGGCUAGAAGAACUCGAGUUGUUAUCUGGUCCCACAGAAAAACUCCUACCUCCACAGCGCGCAACACUCCCUCUCUGGCUCGCAAUCCUCUUGAAACGACAACGACGUGUAAACAUCGUUCCGCCACAUUGGCUCCAUCCCGAAUGUCUACAAAUCAUCCUCCAAUUUGAGACAGAAACGAAAGAAUAUUCAGAUACAUUCUCACCACCACCCAUUCUACCAGGCCAGCGCAGGGCAGCCGAUGAUGGCCGAAGACAACCGGCCGCUCCUCCUCGACCGAAAUACACCCUCGAUGGACAACGAUACUAUCCAACACCGCCAUUCCUGCCGCAAAAUACCGCGUUAACAGCCGCGGAAACACAAGACAUGGAGAGAGAGAUUGCUCUACCAUAUCACUGGCUCGAAGUCGGAAAUAUGCUCCUAGAUGCUGCCAGCGAUGAUCUCACUGAGCCCGACCACGUACGACGCUUAUUAAAAGAUUUAAGAGAAGUGCGAAUGUCAAAAAUGCGGAAACGGGUUGAUUCACUAGAUGCCGCAGCGACGGCUGGAAACGGUGUUUCAUUGACCGGCGUCGGAGCUAUGGAGAUUGGUGAAAUGAGAGGCUUUGUCGCAGGAGUAGUUGAAGGACUACGCAAAAUCGGCGCUUCACGUGAGCAGGCUCGGAGGGAACAACUUGCUGAAGAAGGUUCUGUUCAGGGCUAUACUCAAGAUGAUGAUGAUAUGGAAUUCUAG